GCAAAUGGCGCUAAAAGCGCUGGACGCCGCGUCUGUUCACAGACUCUGUUCUAGUCAGGUUAUUGUCAGUCUGCAGACAGCAGUCAAAGAACUAAUAGAGAACAGCUUGGAUGCUGGAGCAACAAGAAUAGAAAUUGAUCUGAAGCAGUAUGGAUCGGAACUUAUUGAAGUGUCUGAUAACGGAUGUGGAGUUGAACCAUCAAAUUUUGAAGGGCUCACAAAGCGACAUGGAACAUCAAAGUUAAAAGAAUUUUCAGAUUUGAGUUCUGUGACAACUUUAGGGUUUCGAGGAGAAGCAUUAAGCUCUCUUUGUGCGCUCAGCCGUCUGUCUCUUGUGACAAGACAUCAGUCUCAGUCGCAUGCUACUAAGAUUGUGAUGGAUAGUGAAGGUAAAAUAGUGGAACAAACCCGUGUGGCACGUGAGGUGGGUACGACUGUAACACUAGAAAAUGUUUUUUAUUCUCUUCCGGUACGUCACCGAGAAUUUAUGAAGAAUUUAAAAAAGGAGUAUGGAAAGCUCAUUCAAGUUGUUCAGGGUUACUGUCUAAUCAGUGUGGGUGUUAGGAUCACAUGCAGUCAUCAAGCUAGUCACAAAGGUGGGAAGCAAAUUGUAUUGUCAAAUGGUCCCAGUCAGAGCAUGAAAGAAAACAUUGCGUGUGUUUUUGGAGCCAAAGAGAUGGGACACUUAAUAGCGAUGGAGCAAUGCUCAGAGCAUGAUAUAGACAUUUCAGAGAACAAGGGUUUGGUACCUUCAGCUUGGCCAUUUAGAUUGAUUGGUUUUAUUUCCAAGUGUGAACGAGGAUCCGGUCGUGCUAGUCCUGAUAGGCAGUUUUAUUACAUGAAUCAGAGGCCAGUGGACCUUGGAAAGCUGUCAAAGACAGUGAACGACGUUUACCAUUUGUACAACAAACAACAGUAUCCUGUUGUUGUUUUAGAUAUUGAGACUGAAAGAGAGAGAGUGGACGUCAACCUUACUCCAGACAAAAGAGAAAUUAUCAUUCAACAAGAGAAACUUCUUCUUCUACUUGUCAAGUAUUCACUGAUAAAGCUAUUUGAUAAAAGCAACCACGCUGCUGUUGCUCUACAAGUCAGCAGUCAACAAGAGCCAGCUGAAGGUAAAGAACAGCUUGUGGCUAAGGACACUCUAUGGAAGAAAUUUUCUUCAUCAAGAGACAGACGAAAGUCUCUGGCAGAUUUUACUGUGGGUGGUGCACCAGCAAAAAAAGUGAAAAAGUUUGAUAGAAGAGCAAUCCAACAGCGGCUAGACAAGAGUUUGGUUUCACCAGCAAAGCCAUUUAUGGAUCCAUCUUUUCCUGAAUCUGAAAUCAUUGAUUCUUUGAUUUCUAAUUGCAACGAGGUUCAUCUUCCUCUUCAAGAAGGAGGGUCUAUGGUUCAAAUGGAGUCAGCUACUCUAGAUGUAGAGACUAUGGGUGGUGCUGCUGCUGACAGAAGAGCUCUUACUGUCAAGUGCAGUACUGAAAUGAUCAGAAAACGUCUAAACAUGCAAUCAGCCACAACUGGAUUAAGUGCUUCCUCUGGAAGUCAGUUUCAUGCACGAAUCUCAUCUGAUGCAAAUCACGUGGCUGAACGAGAACUUCAACGAGAAUUCAGGAAGGAGUCAUUUGAAAAAUUAGAAGUGAUUGGUCAGUUUAAUCUCGGCUUUAUUAUUGCCAAGCUAGGCUCUGAUCUUUUUAUUAUCGAUCAGCAUGCAUCAGAUGAAAAGUACAAUUUUGAACGUUUACAAAAAACGACUGUGUUGGAACACCAAAAGCUAAUUGUACCCAAGAGACUGCAACUGUCAGCUGCUAACGAAAUAAUUUUACAAGACCAUGUUGGUGACUUUGCAAGGAAUGGUUUUACGUUUUCAUUUGACCCCGAGGCUGAACCUGGACGACGAGUACACUUGACUGGAAAUCCUGUAAGUAAGAACUGGUUGUUUGGUGCUGAAGAUGUAGAUGAAAUGUUGUUUCUCCUCUCUGAUUCGUCGGAUUGUGUCUGCAGACCUUCUCGUGUUUCAGCAAUGUUUGCGUCACGAGCGUGUCGAUCGUCAGUUAUGGUUGGAACAUCACUAACUAAGCAAUCAAUGAAACAGAUACUCUUACAUAUGGGACAACUCGACCAACCUUGGAACUGUCCACACGGCAGACCCACAAUGAGGCAUCUCGUAAAUCUGUCUUAUUUGAAUGAGACUUGUAGAAACUACGAAGCAUUGGAAACAAAGUAGUAGAGGUGGUCGACAAGGUUGUCCCUCGAAUCUCUACUGAUGAUGAAGACACUAGAUGUUUAGAAUGACUUUAUUAUUGAUUGGGAGUGUGUGUAUGAUGUAAGAAGUUGAGAUCUAGACUAAGGGAAACUAGACUAGGUCUGUGUAUAUUGUAUUUCUUUAGCUGAGCAGC
This is a messenger RNA of Corticium candelabrum, 2396 nucleotides long. Its product is annotated as mismatch repair endonuclease PMS2-like. Gene Ontology annotation, biological process: mismatch repair. The record is from RefSeq and is a predicted model, not a curated record. The transcript is spliced from 28 exons. The coding region runs from base 5 to 2224 and encodes 739 amino acids. Gene Ontology annotation, cellular component: MutLalpha complex. Gene Ontology annotation, molecular function: mismatched DNA binding; ATP hydrolysis activity; ATP-dependent DNA damage sensor activity. NCBI's taxonomy places the organism in Eukaryota, Metazoa, Porifera, Homoscleromorpha, Homosclerophorida, Plakinidae.